This is a messenger RNA of Fusarium venenatum, 1833 nucleotides long. RefSeq names its product P-loop containing nucleoside triphosphate hydrolase protein. The record is from RefSeq and is a predicted model, not a curated record. Lineage: Eukaryota; Fungi; Ascomycota; Sordariomycetes; Hypocreales; Nectriaceae.
AUGGCUAAAACCAAGGUCAAAGGCAUCAAGAACAAAGUUGUUAGGAAACCCAAUGUUCCUUUAAAGGCAUUGCCUGUGACACUCCUUUCUGGAUUCCUAGGAGCCGGUAAAACAACUCUUCUUCAACACAUCCUCCGAAGUGAACACGGCCUUCGCAUUGCAGUGGUGGUCAACGACAUAGGAGCUAUCAAUGUUGAUGCAUCUCUCAUCAAGCAAACCCAUCGUGUCAACAAAACACAAGAGAAAGUCAUUGCCCUUCAGAAUGGCUGCAUUUGCUGUACCUUACGAGGAGACCUCCUAGAAGAGCUGGUUCGACUCGCUCAGUUACAAGAGUUUGACUACAUCAUCAUCGAGAGCAGCGGGAUUAGUGAGCCUGAGCAGGUCGCUGAGACGUUUGACUCGCGGUUGGCGGAGCAGAUGGAUGCCAUGGGGUCUAUCGAGGGUGCACCUGGGCUUGACGCUGACAUGAUCAAAGUUCUCAAUCAGCUAAAGGAAGCUGGUGGUCUGGAAAAGUUUGCCAGGCUCGAUACCACCGUUACUGUCAUUGAUGCAUUCACUAUGCUCCAUGACUUUGACACAAGUGACCUGCUAUCCUCUCGAAGGGACGAUGUUACACCAGAAGACGAAAGAACAGUCUCGGAUCUCAUGGUCGAUCAAAUCGAGUUUGCAGACGUCAUCAUCCUCAACAAACUCGACAUGGUCGACGCAUCUACAAAGCCACGAUUGCUGGAUUUGAUAAAGAGACUUAACCAUCGGGCCAAGGUCGUCGAAUCAAGCUAUGGAAAGGUUGAUGUCAAGCAAAUUAUCAACACAGGCACUUUCAACCUGCAAGUUGCCCAAGCAGGCUACGGGUGGCUUCAAGACCUUCAUGAAAUGACAGUCCGCGAGGUCAAUGGACGCAACGUUGUUACACCAAAGCCCGAGACGGAGGAGUACUCUGUCAGAAGCUUUAUCUACAGUCGUCAUAGGCCCUUUCACCCUCGGCGUCUCUGGGCAUUACUCUACGACAAGUUCAUUCUCCAACUUGAGCAUCCCGACGAAGAAGAUGAUGAAUAUGACGAAGAAGACGACGAAGAUGAUGACCUUGAAAUGGUGGACUACGUAAAUGUCCAAGAACCAUCCACAGAAGUCGACCAAGAAACUGAAGACUCGUCUUCAUCACGCGGUAAACGCUCUGCACCAACGUCGCCUCAGAGCUCACACUCUACCAUCGAGUCGGCACCUUCGCUAGAGCCUGCCUCCAAGAAGCAAAGGCUGGCCGACACAGAGAUGGACGAGACAGAAGAUUUCUUCACUCCACCCAACGAAGUCAUCCUCGAAACCAAGCGCAACCAUCCCGUCUUUGCCCGUCUCUUCCGCUCCAAAGGCGAAUUCUUCCUGGCAACACGUCCCCACCGUGCAGGAGACUGGUCUCAAGCUGGCGCAAUGCUCACCAUGACAGGUGGAAGGCCAUGGUUCUGCACCCUUCCUCCUGAGGACUACACAACAGGUGACGCAGAGGUAGACGGUCUCGUACAGCAUGAUAUCGAAAAGGGCGGCGAAUGGGGCGACAGGCGUCAGGAGCUGGUGUUUAUCGGAGAGAAUCUGGAUCACAAGGCACUUGAGAAGGUGUUGGAUGAAUGUCUCCUGACGGAUGCCGAGUUCAAACAGUGGGAGGACGUUAUGAGAGAUGAGAAUAAGAAUAUCGACGAGAAGCGCGAGGCAUUGGAGGAUCUGUUUGAUGAUGGAUUUCCGGAUUGGUCUGAGGAUGGCGAGGAGGAUCACGAGGGGCAUGAUCACUCCCAUUCGGGUGGUCUGAGGUCGAUCAAGAAGCACUUACAGGAAGUGGAUUAG